AACCGGUUCAAAAAUCUCAAACCCUAGAUGGUACCUCGAAUUUACCAAUGCUUUCGCAAUCUAUAACUUUAUCGCUCAGCGCCCUCUCUCUCUCUCUCUAAGCAUCUUCGUGUUUCCUUCGCCUAGGGUUUUUGUUCAAUUGGAUUCUCUCAUCUGCAGGAGGCAAUUAUUGAUAUAGAAGAAUGGGUGAGACUGGGAAGCGAUAUCGUUCCCACAGGGACAAUGAUGGAGAUAGAAAGAAUCAGAAGAGACGGGGAAAUGAUAGAGAUGACAAGGGUAAUGAUGAACUGAUCAUUUAUAGGAUUCUAUGCCCUGAUGGGUUUAUUGGGAGUGUGAUUGGAAAGAGUGGGAAAGUGAUAAACUCGAUACGGCAAGAGACAAAGGCCAGGGUUAAGGUUGUUGACCCGUUCCCUGGUGCUAAGGAUAGAGUUAUAUUAAUCUAUUCCUACGUGAAGGAUAAAGAUGAAGUAGAGGUGGAUGACGAAUUCGAUGACGGAGAGCCUCUUUGUCCUGCCCAAGAUGCUCUUCUGAAGGUGCAAGCUGCAAUUGCAAAUGCAGUGGCUUCAGUUGGUGAUUCGGACAAGAAGUGGAAAGACAAGGAAGAGUGUCACAUUCUUGUUCCCGCCAGCCAGGCUGCCAACAUUAUUGGGAAAUCUGGGUCCACUAUAAAAAGACUGAGAAGCAAGACAAGGACAAACAUUAAGAUUACUGCAAAGGAUGCUAGCGAUCCCACUCAUUCAUGUGGAAUGGAGUUUGACAACUUUGUUGUGGUAACUGGUGAGCCCGAUGCAGUGAAGAGAGCAUUGUUUGCAAUUUCAGCAAUCAUGUACAAGUUCAGUCCAAAGGAAGAGAUUCCUCUUGACACCAAUGUGCCUGAAGCCCCUCCAAGCAUCAUUAUCCCUUCAGACGUUCCUAUUUAUCAUGCUGGUGGACUCUAUCCAAGUGUAGAUCCUAUUGUCCCAUCCAGAUCUGUUCCUCCUGUCCUAGGUGCUACACAUGUUCCGGAACUUUCAGGGUAUGCUGAUGCAGGGAGCACUUGGCCUGUUUAUUCUUCUGCCCUUCCUGUAGUUUCUGGUUAUGGUGGUACAUCAAGAUCAGAGGAGUUAAUUGUGAGAGUGCUGUGCCCCUCUGACAUGAUUGGCCGCGUUAUUGGCAAGGGAGGGGGUUCAAUAAAAAGUGUGAGACAGGCCAGUGGUGCUCGUAUUGAGGUUGAUGAUAAGGCUGAUCGUGAUGAAUGUAUCAUCUCCAUCACCUCAACAGAGUCCAUGGAUGACAUGAAAUCCAUAGCAGUUGAAGCGGUUUUAUUGCUGCAAGGGAAGAUAAAUGACGAAGAUGAUGACACUGUAACUAUCCGGCUUCUUGUUCCAUCUAAAGUUAUUGGUUGUAUAAUUGGAAAAAGUGGUUCAAUCAUAAAUGAGAUCCGAAAGAGAACUAAAGCUGAUGUCCGUAUCUCCAAAGGCGAGAAGCCUAAGUGUGCUGAUUCCAACGAUGAACUUGUUGAGGUGGUUGGGGAAGUUAGUAGGGUGAGGGAUGCACUUAUUCAAAUCGUUAUGCGGCUUCGAGAUGACGUCUUAAAAGACAGGGAAGGUGGUCAUAAUACUUCUGCUGGUGCCGAUUCUAUGUAUUCUGGUGGUACUGGUUUUUCUAUGCCUUCAGUUUUGCCUAGUGUUCCCCCAGUUGCUCCAAUGGGUUAUGAACAGAGAGCUGAAUCUGGGAGUGGCUUAGGCAUGCUUUCUUCAGGCAGCCUUUAUGGAUAUGGAUCUUUAUCAAUGGGAGACAAUGGCUAUGGAUCUUUGUCUUCAUACUCGUCAAAGAUGUAUGGAGGAUUGCCGCCUCCAUCAACUUUUGAGAUGGUGGUUCCUGCUCAUGCAGUGGGUAAAGUGAUGGGUAAAGGCGGGGCUAAUAUAGCUAACAUCCGUAAGAUAUCUGGAGCAGUUGUAGAGAUCUCUGAAUCCAAAUCUUCCCGGGGUGAUUGUGUGGCUCUAAUAUCUGGCACAUCUGAGCAGAAGCAUGCAGCUGAAAACUUGAUUCAGGCAUUUAUAAUGUCUACCUAAAAUACGAGUAUUUGAAGGUGAAUUCUGGUUUAGAUCAUGGAGCAUUCUCCCUCAAAUGUUUACUCUCUCUAGUUCCUUUAGGUCAUUUCUUGGAGAGGGCUUCAUUUCUAGGUUUUGUCUGUUGCAAUCCUGUUUUUUUUCGUAACAAAGCCUAUCAAGAUUGUGCCGGAAGAUUCACUGCAGGCUCUAUUUUCUGUGGAUAUAGGUUGUCUAUGUUGCUUAAUCGAUUCUUCAUCUGCGGCUGUCUUAGAACUGAUAGGAUCUUCUCUCCUUUCAAAGUGUUUUAUUAAUUCUUAUCCUUGGUUAGUGUGGAUUCCAUCUUAUUUGCAAAUACUGUUUUGCUCUAUAACUUUGAUGUUCGUGCCAGAGUACUUUCAGUAAUAACCAUAAUUGUCGGAUUCAUAAUACAUGGAUGUUUUAAUUAGUGUUGCCAUACAAUCCUCUUAUUCUCAUCUUCUUGAGAAGAUAUCCUGUCUGAUGCACAAUGAAAUGAACUUGGUUCUAAACUCUUUUUCUUUUUA
Camellia sinensis is the source of this 2575-nucleotide messenger RNA. Lineage: Eukaryota; Viridiplantae; Streptophyta; Magnoliopsida; Ericales; Theaceae. The record is from RefSeq and is a predicted model, not a curated record.